AUGGCCUUUAACAAUCUGACAUCAAAGGCUGUGCUACUGUAUGAUGAAUGGAUUAAAGAUGCCGAUCCAAGACUGGAAGGCUGGCCACUCAUGUCUUCACCUUUUCCAACAACCAUUAUCAUUGGAACCUACAUUUAUUUUGUUACUUCCUUAGGACCCAAACUCAUGGAAAAUAAAAAACCUUUUGAACUCAGGCAGAUAAUGGCGCUUUAUAAUUUUAGUGUGGUAACCCUCUCUUUAUAUAUGACUUAUGAAUUUCUUAUGUCGGGUUGGGCCACAGGGUACUCAUUCCGGUGCGAUAUCGUUGACUACUCGAGGUCACCUACAGCUCUAAGAAUGGUACGAACUUGUUGGCUUUACUACUUUUCCAAGUUCAUUGAAUUAUUAGACACU
Gymnogyps californianus (California condor) is the source of this 393-nucleotide messenger RNA. Its product is annotated as elongation of very long chain fatty acids protein 7-like. The annotation marks the transcript as partial. Gene Ontology annotation, cellular component: endoplasmic reticulum membrane. Gene Ontology annotation, biological process: fatty acid elongation, saturated fatty acid; fatty acid elongation, polyunsaturated fatty acid; fatty acid elongation, monounsaturated fatty acid. The transcript has 4 exons. Lineage: Eukaryota; Metazoa; Chordata; Aves; Accipitriformes; Cathartidae. Gene Ontology annotation, molecular function: fatty acid elongase activity. The record is from RefSeq and is a predicted model, not a curated record.